AUGAACACUUCCUCGUUCUUUGUUCUUCUUGCUCUUCUCACAGUUUGCUCGGCGGAGCCCGUCUCCAACUGCGGACUCUUCUGCAAUCUGUGCCAGCAGGGACUUUCGCUGAUCCAAAGGAACCUUGUGGCGAUCGAGUCAGUCACUCACGAUGAGUUGAUUGGAGUUAUCAAUGUAUGAAUUAAAGAGUACCGAAUCCUAAUCCCAAAUUCUUUCAGCACGUCUGCAACCUCGCCCCGAAUGUCGACAUAGUCCGUCUGGUUUGUGACGUGGCAAAAGAUGACGUCAUAGAUGGAAUCAACAAGUUAUUGGCUUUUCUGAAGAAGAGCACGGAUCCGUCGACGACGUGCCAUCAAUUGUAUUUGUGUUAA
Messenger RNA from Caenorhabditis sp. 36 PRJEB53466, 371 nucleotides. The record is from the annotation of a GenBank genome assembly. NCBI's taxonomy places the organism in Eukaryota, Metazoa, Nematoda, Chromadorea, Rhabditida, Rhabditidae.